GCACUGUUGGUGUGCUGAAAUAUUCCCCUUGUAACCGAAAAAUUGAUCGAAUUUGUGAUUGAUAUCCCUUGGCAAGUCCAAGAUGAGCAUCAUGUUGAAAAUACCGGGUAUUCUGGCAAAGAAUUUAUCCUCUAAAACGGUUAAUAAGCUUGGCCUGCCUUUGCUUUCGACCCGCAAAUUCCAUUAUACACCUGAUGGUAAAGCGGCCAAAGUAUCUGAUGCCAUUUCCAAGCAGUAUCCAAUAGUGGACCAUACUUACGAUGCUGUUGUGGUGGGUGCUGGUGGUGCUGGUCUCCGUGCUGCCUUUGGUCUGGUUGCUGAAGGUUUUAAGACCGCUGUCAUUACAAAACUAUUCCCCACAAGGUCACAUACUGUCGCUGCUCAGGGUGGCAUCAAUGCUGCACUGGGUAACAUGGAAUCUGACAACUGGCAAUGGCAUAUGUAUGACACAGUUAAAGGCUCAGAUUGGUUGGGUGACCAGGAUGCUAUUCAUUACAUGACCCGAGAAGCUCCUAAAGCUGUGAUCGAGCUAGAAAAUUACGGCAUGCCAUUCAGUCGUACUACUGAUGGUAAAAUCUAUCAGCGUGCAUUCGGAGGUCAAUCGCUGAAAUUUGGGAAAGGGGGUCAAGCACAUCGAUGCUGCUGCGUAGCUGAUCGUACAGGACAUUCAUUGCUCCACACUCUCUACGGUCAAUCCCUCAGUUAUGAUUGUAACUACUUCAUCGAAUACUUUGCUUUGGAUCUGCUAAUGGAAGAUGGUGAAUGUCGAGGAGUUAUUGCCCUCUGUCUAGAGGAUGGGACACUCCACAGAUUUCACUCCAAAAAUACAGUCUUAGCCACAGGAGGCUAUGGUAGAGCAUAUUUCUCUUGUACAUCUGCGCAUACAUGUACAGGUGAUGGAACAGCUAUGAUUUCUAGAGCAAAUCUGCCUAACCAGGAUCUCGAGUUCGUCCAAUUCCAUCCAACAGGAAUUUAUGGUGCUGGAUGUUUGAUCACUGAGGGUUGCCGUGGGGAGGGUGGUUACUUGAUUAAUAGUGAGGGUGAAAGAUUCAUGGAACGUUAUGCUCCAGUUGCAAAAGAUCUUGCUUCACGAGAUGUAGUAUCUAGGUCUAUGACCAUUGAGAUCAGAGAGGGCAGGGGAUGUGGACCAGAAAAAGAUCAUGUUUACCUGCAGCUUCAUCACUUGCCUCCAGAACAGUUGGCUACUCGUCUACCUGGAAUUUCUGAGACUGCUAUGAUAUUUGCAGGAGUUGAUGUGAACAGCGAGCCUAUCCCUGUAUUGCCGACGGUGCAUUAUAACAUGGGUGGCAUUCCAACAAAUUAUAAGGGUCAGGUUUUGACAACGGUAAAUAAUGAAGAUCACGUUGUAAGAGGUCUCUACGCUUGUGGUGAAGCAGCUUCCAGCUCAGUUCAUGGAGCAAAUCGACUUGGUGCUAAUUCUUUGCUGGACUUGGUCGUCUUUGGACGUGCGUGUGCUAAGACUAUUGCAGAGGAGAACAAACCUGGUGAAAAAAUAGGAAGUCUCAGUCCCAAUGCUGGGGAAGGAUCUGUAGCUAAUUUAGACUGGGUGAGAAAUGCGAAUGGUUCAACUAAGACUGCAGAAUUGAGAUUGAGCAUGCAGAAGACUAUGCAGACACACGCGGCUGUGUUCAGGACAGCAGACACUUUGCAGGAAGGAUGUAACAAGAUGGCUAGCCUCUACAAACAGAUGAGUGAUCUCAAAGUUUUGGAUAAGUCGCUGAUCUGGAACUCAGAUUUGGUAGAAACACUAGAGCUCCAAAACCUGAUGGUUAAUGCGAUGCAAACCAUUGUUGCUGCUGAAAAUCGAAAGGAAAGCCGAGGAGCACACGCUCGUGAAGACUUCAAAGAUAGGAUUGAUGAAUAUGAUUACAGCAAGCCCUUGGAUGGACAAAAGGCAAAGCCCAUCGAACAGCAUUGGAGAAAGCACACACUCACCAAUGUUGACAUUAGCUCAGGAGCGGUAAAAAUUGAUUAUAGACCAGUAAUAGACGAAACUUUAGAUGCUCAGGAAUGUGCAACUGUACCACCUGCAAUUCGUUCCUACUAAAUUACCUGUAGAAAUUAUUUUAAUUUUCCGUCUCGAGACUCAUUUCUACUAGAUGAAUCUUUGUUUUGUGAGAUAUCCGAAAUCAAUGCGGAUAUCUGAACGUCAUCCCGACGUAUUCAUUGUUCACAGAGUAUUGAUGUCUCACUCUCUCAUUGUCAGUAUAAUGUAACAUUGAAUUAAUUUAUUACCGUCAACCCUAUCGUGCACCAAAGUCGAAUCUUGUCACUGCUUAUGCGCUUCACAAGCAUUAUUUGGCAUCCAUCUUGGAUGCUGGUGCUGAGAUUAUUAAUCUCAACAUUACAGCGAAAGAGACAUAAUAUUCUCUUUCCAGAAGCUAUACGUUUAUUAUAAUUAUUUGUAAUAAUAUAUAGUAAAGUAAGAUACCGGCGAUGAAGUAUUCGUAGUAACUGUAAUCGUUCAAAUUAUUGAUUAUUUUUUUUUUUUAUCUACGUAAAAACUAAAAUGAAGAUUAUCUGUCAACCCUCUUUUGGUUCCAUCCAACACCUUUCGAGAUUAAUAUUUUAUAAAUCCUACGGUCGUGAAUUCGAAUGCAUCAUGAAAAUUUACGCAGAUCAACGAAACAAUCAGAGUAAAUGAUUAUUAAUUUUAUAAUGCAAGACGUGACCUGUCACAAUACCGAGUAAAUAUUUUUGUGAGUACGUAAUACGAACAGGUAAUCUUAGUGGAAGAUGCGGCUUUUACUUAUGUUUUUUUUUCCCAACAACGACCCAGCCAAUCUACAGGUAAUUCGAAUUGGUUAACAGUUAGCAAAAUCAUCUAGUAAUUUUCUUUUCAACCUAUUUCUAGAAUUUUUUCUUGUGUCCCAAGUUUGAUUGAAUAUUGAAAUGUAUGAGAACACGUUUCAAACGGAUGAUAUAUUGGCAAUUUAUAACAGUACCAUUGUUCUACUACUGUCCUUACUAUUAAUCAUUAGUCGUGUGAAGAAAUUACGGCACAAACUCACCGAGUAACCCAAUCGUGAUAUUAUUCAUGCAGGGUUAGUGCUAUGAAGCCUGAUGAUAGAUACUGUACAUAAUAAAAGUUGUGAAUAAAGUGUUACCACUCAUUUUACA
This is a messenger RNA of Athalia rosae (coleseed sawfly), 3141 nucleotides long. RefSeq names its product succinate dehydrogenase [ubiquinone] flavoprotein subunit, mitochondrial (gene SdhA). Bases 83 to 2068 code for a protein of 661 amino acids. The record is from RefSeq and is a predicted model, not a curated record. The transcript has 9 exons. Gene Ontology annotation, molecular function: electron transfer activity; flavin adenine dinucleotide binding; succinate dehydrogenase (quinone) activity. Gene Ontology annotation, biological process: mitochondrial electron transport, succinate to ubiquinone; tricarboxylic acid cycle. Lineage: Eukaryota; Metazoa; Arthropoda; Insecta; Hymenoptera; Athaliidae.